Messenger RNA from Amphibalanus amphitrite, 547 nucleotides. RefSeq names its product fasciclin-2-like. NCBI's taxonomy places the organism in Eukaryota, Metazoa, Arthropoda, Thecostraca, Balanomorpha, Balanidae. The annotation marks the transcript as partial. The record is from RefSeq and is a predicted model, not a curated record. The transcript is spliced from 3 exons.
UCGGCCAGUUUCUGCUGUCUGCUUGGCGGGUGUUGAGCGGUGCGCGUCGCGGGCUGGACCGUUCCUGUAUUUGUCGAAGGGCUUCGGCGACUGUGCAAUAAGAAAGUUGAAGAAGUAGAUUACGGGCCGAAGAAGGAAGAUAUUUAUGCACCAGUAAACCAUUGGCGCCUAAUCAUGAAGGCGAUACCGAAUUUCUGCUUGGUUUUCUUCGCGGCCAUUGCAGUGUCACUGGCGCAGGACAGCCCCCGACUGGAGCUUCUGCCGUCUGCACCGGAGAACCGCCGAGACAUUGGCGCCUCGGGCUACUUCCAGUGCAAGGUGAUCGGUCAGCAGGAGGGGCUCAUCAGCGACCUCGUGUGGACCGACCCCAGCGGAAACGAGGUGCCGGACGAGAGGAGCAGUCGGGUGUACUCGUCGUCCAAGGACCCGAGCAAGGAGCUCGAUUUGUACGUGACGAACGUCACCGAACACGAUUCGGGCGAGUACACGUGCAGGGCGCGCUACGGAAACCAGGAGAUCACCAACAAGUUCAACCUGCUCGUCUACA